GGCACUGGCACCCCGCCCCCCACCCAUUUGGAGACUGGAGAGUCACGUGGUGGCAAAGCACACGUGACCCCCGAGUACACAUGACUUCCAGCUGCCAGACUCCUCCUGGAAAGCAAGGACGCGGGCAAGCAGAGAUGGUGCGAGCCGCCCUGUCGCUGCCGGCCCUUGUUCUGCUGCUUCUAGCCAGGGCGCCCCGAACCCAAGCAGCCGCUGACCAAGACGAGAUCCAGCACCUGCCCGGGCUGGCCAAGCAGCCUUCUUUCCGCCAGUACUCCGGCUACCUCAAAGCCUCCGGCUCCAAGCACUUACACUACUGGUUUGUGGAGUCUCAGAAAGAUCCCAAGACCAGCCCAUUGGUGCUUUGGCUCAACGGAGGGCCAGGCUGCAGCUCUCUGGAUGGCCUCCUUACAGAGCAUGGCCCCUUCCUGGUCCAGCCAGAUGGUGCCACCUUGGAGUACAAUCCCUAUUCUUGGAACCUGAUUGCUAACAUGCUGUACCUGGAAUCCCCAGCUGGGGUGGGGUUCUCCUAUUCCAAUGACAAAUCUUACGGGACCAAUGACACAGAGGUUGCUCAGAGCAAUUAUGAGGCCCUUCAAGACUUUUUUAGCCAUUUCCCAGAGUACAAGAACAACGAACUGUUCCUGACUGGAGAGAGUUAUGCCGGCAUCUAUAUCCCAACCCUGGCUGUCCUAGUCAUGCAGGACCCCAGCAUGAACCUUCAGGGUCUGGCUGUAGGCAAUGGACUUUCUUCCUAUGAGCAGAAUGACAACUCCUUGGUCUAUUUUGCCUACUACCACGGUCUUCUGGGGAACAGGCUCUGGUCUUCCCUCCAGUCUUACUGCUGCUCGCAAAACAAGUGUAACUUCUAUGACAACAAAGACCCAGGAUGCCAAACCAGUCUUCAGGAAGUGUCCCGCAUUGUGAGCAAUUCUGGCCUCAACAUCUACAACCUCUAUGCACCCUGUGCUGGGGGAGUGCCUGGCUAUUUAAGGUAUGAGAAGGACACCAUUGUCGUUCAGGAUAUGGGCAACCUCUUCACUAGCCUGCCACUCAAGCGGACGCUGCAUCAGGUUCUGUUACGUUCUGGAGAGAAUGUACGCUUGGACCCUCCCUGCACUAACACCACAGCCCCCUCCACCUACCUCAACAACCCUUAUGUGCGGAAGGCCCUCCAUAUCCCCGAGCAGCUGCCCCGCUGGGACAUGUGCAACCUCCUUGUGAAUAUCCAGUACCGCCGCCUCUACCAAAGCAUGUACUCCCAGUACCUCAAGUUGCUCACCACACAGAAAUAUCGGAUCCUUCUCUACAAUGGCGAUGUAGAUAUGGCUUGUAACUUCAUGGGGGAUGAAUGGUUCGUGGAUUCCCUCAACCAGAAGAUGGAGGUUCAGCGCCGGCCCUGGCUUGUGGACUAUGGGGACAGCGGGGAGCAGAUUGCUGGCUUCGUGAAAGAGUUCUCCCACAUCUCCUUUCUUACCAUCAAGGGUGCUGGACACAUGGUUCCCACGGACAAGCCCCAAGCUGCUCUCACCAUGUUCUCCCGCUUCCUGAAUAAGCAGCCAUACUGAAGACCUAGACCAGCCGCACUUUCAGAUCCAGCCCCUCACAGUCCCUCCUUUGUGUGAAUUCCCCUACAGGACAGGUCGCCUCCUCCAGAAGAGUCCCUGCCCAUAGCCCUGUGCAUCCCAGUGCCUCUCUUGGGCAGCCUGGAGGCGAUGAGCACUUUAUUUCUGACCAGGGUGAAGCCUGGCCCCCUCCCUGCUUUUAGAAUGAAUGCACUGACCCCAUCCAUCCCAGGAACACAACAGAGCUCAGGAAAACCCAAAGAGGGAGCUGCCCCAUUAUAUUGAUUAUAUUGGAUUGACUGUAAUUAUGAAAUUAAAUUGGGUACACCUUAAAA
This is a messenger RNA of Erinaceus europaeus (western European hedgehog), 1897 nucleotides long. RefSeq names its product cathepsin A (gene CTSA). The coding region runs from base 81 to 1565 and encodes 494 amino acids. Gene Ontology annotation, molecular function: serine-type carboxypeptidase activity. The record is from RefSeq and is a predicted model, not a curated record. The transcript is spliced from 15 exons. Lineage: Eukaryota; Metazoa; Chordata; Mammalia; Eulipotyphla; Erinaceidae. Gene Ontology annotation, biological process: proteolysis.